This is a messenger RNA of Ananas comosus (pineapple), 1449 nucleotides long. RefSeq names its product F-box/kelch-repeat protein At3g27150-like. The transcript is spliced from 2 exons. Bases 172 to 1416 code for a protein of 414 amino acids. The record is from RefSeq and is a predicted model, not a curated record. Lineage: Eukaryota; Viridiplantae; Streptophyta; Magnoliopsida; Poales; Bromeliaceae. Gene Ontology annotation, molecular function: protein binding.
CGCCCUUUCUCUAUUCUCCCAUCGCCCUCUCCGAGCGCUGAGGAUGCCCUAGAUCCGUCGUCCCGCCAGAGCUCCGCCCGGACCACCUCUCGCCAGACCGCUCCGUCAAGCUCGCCCUUCCUCGACUUGCUGCCGCCGCUUAUCUCUCCUAUAUUUUUGAGGCCGAGGAGGAUGCAAUUGGUGGUACCUGCGAAUGCGAAGAGAAAGAUUUUAGUGGGAUCUGAAGGAGCAAGCCGUGUUGAUGCCUCUUAUUUGCCGCCUUUCAGUGACGACAUCGCCCUUCUUAUCUUGGCAAGGCUUCCGAGCUCAAAGUAUUGUGAUCUUCGCUUGGUGAGCCGGCGCUUCCAUUCUCUAAUAAGAAGCGGUGAGCUCAAUGAGAUUCGAAAGAAGAUUGGAAUUAAGGAGCCAAAAAUUUUCUUACAUUCGGGAAAAGCUCGCUAUCGGUGUUAUGAACCAUAUACUGAAGCUCGCUAUAAGUGUUAUGAACCAUAUACCAGGUCCUGUUGGGACCUCCCUGUAUGUCCAUACGACGAAACCAUUGCAUAUCGUGCCACGAAAUUGUUCUGCGUGGGAACACAUCUUCUUGUGUUGGGAAUAAUCAGAAGGGUUGAUGGUCUUUGGCGUGACGCAGAUAUUUGGCGGUUCGAAUUGGACUCAGAUAUUUGGAGGUACAAAUUGGAGUUAAACCGGUGGUUCAACGGUCCUAUGAUGAUCACACCAAGAUAUUUCUUCGCAUCUGCAGACUGUGGUAGUGUGGCUUGUGUCGCUGGAGGGGAACAACAAGUUAGUAAGGAGGUUCUGAAUAGCGCAGAAAAGUAUAAUCCUGAGAGAAAGUCAUGGGAGCCGCUCUCUAGUAUGAACAUGCGAAGAAAGUUUUGCUCUGGAUUUUAUAUGGAUAGUAAGUUUUAUGUUAUCGGUGGCAUAAAUGAGAAUCGUGAUUUACUUACUUGUGGAGAAUGUUAUGAUUUUGAGCGGAAUGUGUGGGAAAUGAUUCCUAAUAUGAUAGAAGAUGAUCCGUCGUGGACCUUUAGAUGCUAUGAACUCUCAUAUCACGUGGCAGUUGUAAACAAUGAGUUGUAUCAUCUUGAUGUCCCUUCUCGCCGUCUCAAGGUGUACUUGAAAAACAAUAAUACAUGGAAGAAAGUGGGUAGGGUGCCGGCGAGCAUAGAACACUUCCAAAGUUGGGGAGUGGAGUUGAAGUCUUUGGGGGAAGAGCUACUUUUAGUCUGUAGAACGCUGCGCAAUUGCUCUUCUCAUGCAGUCUGUAGAACGCUGCGCAAUUGCUCUUCUCUUGCGAUCAUUAUGUGCUUUUGCACACCUAGUCCUGAAUUAGAUGAUGUAGAAUGGCAUGUCCUUGAUUACAGUCAUCAAGGGCAGAACCGGUCCAUUAAUAAUUGUUGUGUAAUGAUGGCUUGAUCUAACAAUUAAAGCAGAACGGGGGCAAGUAAA